Molecule: messenger RNA, 1217 nt
Organism: Vigna umbellata (rice bean)
Lineage: Eukaryota; Viridiplantae; Streptophyta; Magnoliopsida; Fabales; Fabaceae
Product: protein SRC2
Biological process (GO): defense response
Source: RefSeq, a predicted model, not a curated record
CGUUACAGCAAUAAAACCCGAGAAAAAAAGGAUAUCAUUAUUAAAACGCGUGAAUACGAAAGACUGCCACUUUAAGUUCAAGAUGGUUGACCUUAAUUUGUGUUAAUUAGUUUCCGAACGAAGAAGAUAAAACCAACGCAACAAAGAACUUCAGAUUCAUAUUUCUGAUCUGCGAAUUCACCGAAACCCUCGUCGCCGUCACCAUGGAACACAGAACGCUGGAACUCAGCCUCGGAUCGGCGAAGGAUCUGAAAAACGUGAAUCUCUUUUCCAGGAUGGACGUGUACGCCGUCGUUUCGCUCUCCGGCGUCCAAAAGAUCAAGACUCCCGUCGACAGAAACGGCGGCACCAACCCCGCGUGGAAAGUUACCGAGAAGUUCACCAUCGACGAAUCGCUGGCGCGGCAGAAUCGCUUGACCCUCGAAAUCAAGCUCCGCUGCGAGCGCAACCUAUCCGCCGACAAAGAAAUCGGCCAGGUCCUCGUCCCCAUCAGGGAGCUCCUCGACCAACCCGGUGAUGGAAAAUCCUUCCAGCAUGUCAGUUACCAGGUCAGAAAACCCUCCGGCAAACCCAAAGGAUCUUUUAGUUUUUCUUACAGAUUUAGCGAAAAAUUCACUGAGCCCGCGAUAUCGUCAGCGCCGUCAGCGCCUGUGAUUUCGCCUGCUCCCAAGACGGAGCCGGUGACGGCUUAUCCUGCUCCCGCGGUGGGGUCCACUUCUGCCUCGUAUCCCGUCGUGUAUCCUCCUCCCCCGCAGCCACAAUAUGCGGGCGGAUAUGGGUACCCUCCGCCGCCACAAGCGGCAUAUGGGUACGCUCCACAAGCGGCUUACGGGUACGCGCCGCAACCCGGGUACGGUUACCCUCCUGCUCCUGCUCCUGCUCAAGGAGCUCGGAAGAACAAAUUUGGAAUGGGAUUGGGAGCGGGUUUGCUUGGCGGAGCGUUGGGUGGGCUUCUGAUCGGAGACAUGAUAUCUGAUGUGGGUUCUUACGAUGCUGGCUAUGAUGCUGGUUUUGGAGAUGCCGGUGGAUUUGAUUUUUAAUCCUUUGUUUCUUUGGAGUACAUAGUUUUUCUUAGUAUGUGAACCUUGAAUAUGGUUUUGCAACACUAUACUCUGUUUUGUUACUUCUAGUUUCCGGGACAGGUGGCGUGUUCUUUAUGUAAUUGUUGAAGUUUUUGGUUACGUAAUGUAUGCUUCACGUCUAUCUCUGCUUUUUAA